Molecule: messenger RNA, 2054 nt
Organism: Ornithodoros turicata
Lineage: Eukaryota; Metazoa; Arthropoda; Arachnida; Ixodida; Argasidae
Exons: 10
Coding region: 103-1044 (313 amino acids)
Source: RefSeq, a predicted model, not a curated record
GCGAGAGCUUUGUAUUCACUGACGUGUAUAAGAUAGUUUGCAUGUGUUCUCACAACAGUAGACACCAUAUUAUGCGAACAGUGAGACAGAGAUAAUAUCAAUAUGUGGUGCGUCGUUUUUCUCACCCUGUUUCUCUUCAAGCCUUACAGUACAGCUCGACUUUAUGAUUCAGAUGAUGCCGUUCCCAUGGAAGGAAAUUGGACCGAGUUGCAGAAGUUGAGGCCCAUCCAGGUCUAUUUUGUGGGAGAUACAUCGUUCAAGGGUUAUUCCCUUGAAGACAUUCGUCUCUACGGAGAUUCCCUGCUUCUUUACAAUAUUGGUAGCAAAGUCCCAGCUCCCAAGGCAAAAGCAGUCGGCGCUGCUGUGCUUUCAGAAGCUCAAGAGCAGAAGUACCUGCCCAUCAGAGAAGGGCUGCUCGCUGGCACGAGCUCACAGGAGGUCGUUCCGGGAACAGAUCUCACUGGUUAUCUGCAGGAAAAUGAGGCAGCACUUUAUGCGGAUCUUGUUGUUUUCAUGACCAGAUUUGAUGCCCACGAAUACGCAGGUUGGCGAACAGAAAAUCUCUACCCAAGGCUUUGCAGCAAGCAGAAGUUCGGCAUCGUGCAUACUGGCCUAUUCGACUACAACAAUUUUGCUGACGACUCUCUAUAUCUGAUCGUAACAGAGGCCCUCACAUUCGUUGAACCAUACGACGCUGACCUAGGCAAGGGUCGGAGUGACACUUCUGGCAAUCGUGACGGAGUAGUCAUUGAAUACGGCGAGGAGGCAUACAGGAGAAUAUUGAAAGGAAACGAGGAUUACAAAUGCUACUACUCGUCCGACACUUGGUCACCGCCCCCGGUCUUCGACAUUAUCAAAGAACGGUUCACCUUUUAUGAAUCUCGCCAGGCUUGCUUUCGUCACGGUGGACCCAAAGAACGUAAGUUGCAGAGGGAUUCGUGGGAGGAGACUACCGGACGAGUCUGUAUCCACUGCAAUGAUUGGAAAAAGGUAGAAGUGCCACCAGGAGUAUUCUGUGCUCUUUGGGAGCCGGACGAGCAAUGACCAAGGGCAUGGGCCUGGCUCGCUGUGCGGGUUCAAGAACAUCCGGCGUGAAGGAUCUAGAAGGAACGAGUGCCGUAGAGGGAUUGACAUGACAUAACAUAACAUAACCGCAACAUUAGCACACACUGGAUGUUACUUGUAAAACAGCAUGCAGCCACAACGUUUGUUUGUCUAUUAUACACUCAAAGCCCUCACUACGUGCAAUGUGACGUGGAAUAAAGGGAAGAGUUUCUAGUGGAAGCAAUAUUUCGAAAUGGUACACAUGGAAAAGCACUUUAGAGUAGUACUCACGAUAAAGCGGUCUCCACAGUUGUAGCGGAGAUGUAAUCCUGUCACACCCGUCCGGCCGCACUGAAGCCGCUGGGGCUCAUUGUACUGUCGCACUGUCGUAACUUGCAGACAAAUCCUUUAGAUUAUUCGAACAACGUCUAUGUCACGCAUCAUGCUAAGCGCAUAAGGAGCAAAAAUCUCAGUUCAGGCGUGCUAAGGCGAACGUAAAAAGUCGAAACACGUCAGGUGAUAACGAACGCUACUUGUCAGCCAGUUGGGUAAAAUUUGGGGAAACUGUCCGUGUUGUGAGUUUUUCUGCCGCAUUGAUGGUGGUCACGCAUGUGAAGCUCACACUUGUUAUUAUAAAAGUUGUAAUUGUGGUUAGAUCCUGGACAAAGUUAACUCCCACAUUCUAUCUUUAAUUGUGUCCACAGUUUAAUACGCGGUUACAUCAUGAGCUCAGAGGAAUCAGUGUAACAUACACGUAAGAUAUACGCGCGAAUCUGUGGCACUGUCCUGAAUAUCAGCUUGUAAAUUUUAAGUCAAUAAACUUGAAAGCUAUUGGCCUCAAUGCAUGGAAAAGGACCAAGCCAAAUCAAAGAAACGAACCUUGAGGUGCAGUUCUCAAAUAAAAUCAAAUGUGUAAAGUAAGCACCUGUUGAAGAUGAGAGAACUGAUGUUCUGAGGCUGGGACAACAUAGAAGGGACAAAUACAUACAAAGCCUCAAAUUACCGAUUAA